Messenger RNA from Babesia ovata, 837 nucleotides. RefSeq names its product GTP-binding protein. The coding region runs from base 1 to 837 and encodes 278 amino acids. The transcript has 8 exons. Gene Ontology annotation, molecular function: GTP binding. NCBI's taxonomy places the organism in Eukaryota, Apicomplexa, Aconoidasida, Piroplasmida, Babesiidae. The record is from RefSeq and is a predicted model, not a curated record.
AUGAGAGGUGCUGCAGCGGCCCGUAGGCUCCUCAACAGGCCUACAGUCGCAGCACCUUAUUUGGCACGGCCUUUUGUGAACAUAUACGACCUAGAAGGCAACACGGAAGCACCCUUUCUCAGUGAUGCUAAUGUGAAGUAUGCUACGAAGCUUUUCGAGAAGAGGGUUAAUCCAAACCCAGUAUAUGUGGCUGACACUCUCGACGAUGCGCCCAGACGGAAGACCCCGCAGGUCGCUAUACUGGGUCAUUCGAACGUUGGGAAGUCCAGCCUGCUGAACUCGUUGCUGUACGGGCAGAUGGUGCCGCGAUUCGCCAAGGAUGUGAGAUCAAACGCAAAAAUGCUCAAGGAGCCCGUAUUUGCCCCCGUCUCAGACAACCCGGGUCGAACCAGGCACAUGUUCACCUUCGACCUAGGCGGAGAUCUGUCGCUGGUUGACCUGCCGGGAUACGGCUACGCCAAGGUACCAGAUAACCUCAGAAAUGAAUGGUCGGUGCUGGUCAACAAGUACCUGACGCAAGCACCAAGCUUGCAGAGGCUGCUGUCGCUCAUAGACAGCCACAAGGGUCCGGAAGAACUGGACAUCAAGUUGUGGGACAUGCUCCAGGAGAUGAGACUGCCCUUCCAGGUGGUACUCACGAAGUGCGAGGCGCUCAGGCCGCACGAGCUACACCUGGUGUGCCAGCGCACCGUUGAGAUGCUCAAGGCUUACGGAGACUGCGUCCACCCGUAUGUCCAUGCUACUUCCGCGCUUAGACAGCUCGGAAUAGCCGAGCUCAAGCUGUCGAUAGCACACAUCGCUUACACACACGCAGCAAAGCGAAAUUUAGUUCAAUGA